AUGCUCGCCGUGUUGGUGCUGCUGUGUCAGCUGCGUGUGGCGGUGCUCGCCUUUCCUCACUGCCCUGGCAGAGCAAAGGACUCGGAGCAACCGGAAUGGAAAGAUGUGUUCACAUCUGCAAGGGAGGCCAAUUUAUUCAUUGGACGACAUCUUCUGAACAACAGAUUUGAUUUUGAAGCAUUCACAGCUGAUAACCUGGAAAGGGAAUGCAAUGAAGAACUGUGCAAUUAUGAAGAAGCAAGAGAAAUUUUUGAAGACCCUGAUAAAACGAUGGAUUUUUGGAAAGACUAUUCAACUAAAGGCCCUAACAUAAAAUUAGGUGAUGAGGCACUGCAGAAGAUUAAUGUCACAGGGCUGCUCAUCAGCCUGGUUGCUGCUGGAGUGCUGUUGGUUAUAAUUGCACUGAUUGUCUUCUACUGCUGCAAGAGCAGAUGCAAAUCAAGGCAGCCACCAGGGUACAUGGGUUAUGUGAGGAGCAGAAGGAGGAAUUCAGCCAACAUCUUCAGGAGGCACGAGGAGUUCUCCUUGAGCCCCCUUCCCGAGGACCCGGAGCUGCCCACCUACGAGCAGGCAGUGGCCUCUGAUGGCCGGCACGCCGUGCCCCCACCCCCUUACCCAGGGCCCCCCAGGCACCCCCGGCUCUUCAGAAAGUCCAUGUCCCUCCCUGGCCCCUAG
Messenger RNA from Melozone crissalis (California towhee), 675 nucleotides. It is a transcript of the gene PRRG4, whose product is annotated as proline rich and Gla domain 4. The transcript has 5 exons. Gene Ontology annotation, cellular component: extracellular region. NCBI's taxonomy places the organism in Eukaryota, Metazoa, Chordata, Aves, Passeriformes, Passerellidae. Gene Ontology annotation, molecular function: calcium ion binding. Bases 1 to 675 code for a protein of 224 amino acids. The record is from RefSeq and is a predicted model, not a curated record.